This is a messenger RNA of Periophthalmus magnuspinnatus, 7571 nucleotides long. RefSeq names its product sema domain, transmembrane domain (TM), and cytoplasmic domain, (semaphorin) 6E (gene sema6cb). The record is from RefSeq and is a predicted model, not a curated record. Gene Ontology annotation, biological process: semaphorin-plexin signaling pathway; negative chemotaxis; positive regulation of cell migration. Gene Ontology annotation, molecular function: chemorepellent activity; semaphorin receptor binding. Lineage: Eukaryota; Metazoa; Chordata; Actinopteri; Gobiiformes; Gobiidae. The transcript has 21 exons. Bases 621 to 3881 code for a protein of 1086 amino acids.
GGCAGAGUGCAGCGGCAGCCAGCAGGUACAAACAGGUGUCAUUAUGCGCCCUUCCCGAUGCCUGCCUGCACCCGCCAGCACCUGCCAGCACCUGCCAGCACCUGCCAGCACCUGCCUCGCUCUGGAAACUGCUUCUUGGGAAACCAGCACAGCAGUACGUACAAAUCAGUUCUCACUUUGUCUCUGCUGCUCCGAGGGCAUCUCGUCACUUUGGCUCUUUUGAAACAUUUAUGAACACAGUUUUGCAGCUUUGGAUUUGAUUCUAGCUAGUGUGGAGCAAUACUUCUAUGGAUUGAUCUUCCCUAUUAAAAAAAAAGAAAAAAAAGGUUGUUGCAGAACCAGUGGUAUCAGCCGAUCAGAGGAUUAUUAACUCCAGAGACCUUGUGUUUUGGAGCUACUGUGGAAUAGCUCUUUAAGGAAGAGGAAGUCCAUUGCAGAGCUAGCGUUGGUGGGAUCCUCUUCUCAAAGGCAUGUGCUGACUCCUGCUGGUCCAUACACAGCCUGUAGUGAGGUACAGAGAAGGGGACACGCCGCUGGACAAUACAAGAACAGCGCACUCCAGGAGAGGAGAGUUUGUGGUCGGAUCAUGUGCCUGUGCUGAGGGGAGCUCUGGUGCCAUCAUGAGGCUGCCCGCGGCCUCCUCCUCCUCUUCCUCCUCUUCGUCCCCUCUGCCCCUGCUCCUCCUGGGCCUCGCCUGGAUCGCCCUCGUGCCGCACCUGUCCUCCGGAGCUACCCCGUUCCCCCAGGACCUGGAGCCCAUCAGCACUGUGGGCAGAGAUGCGACCUACCUGUACCCCAGCUUCCAGGGCCUCAUGUCGGACAACGACACAGCCCGCCUGGGACUGGACUUCCAGAGGAUGCUGCGGAUCAACCACAUGCUCUACAUCGCUGCCAGGGACCAUGUGUUUGCCAUCAACCUGGCGUCGUCGUCCGAGCAGAUCAUCCCACAGCAGAAGCUGACUUGGAAGACGAAGGACGUGGCCAAGUGCACGGUCCGCGGGAAGAACAGCGAUGAAUGUUACAACUACAUCAAAGUUCUGGUGCCACGGAACGACGAGACCUUGUUCGCCUGUGGGACCAAUGCCUUCAACCCCACCUGCAGGAACUAUAAGAUGUCCACUCUGGAGCAGGAGGGGGAGGAGGUGGUGGGUCAGGCGCGCUGUCCCUUUGAGUCCAGACAGUCCAAUGUUGGAUUGUUUGCUGGUGGGGACUUCUACUCGGCCACCAUGACAGACUUCCUGGCCAGUGACGCAGUGAUCUACCGCAGUCUGGGCGAGAGCAGUCCAGUUCUGAGGACGGUCAAGUACGACUCCAAAUGGCUGAGAGAGCCACAUUUUCUUCAUGCCAUCGAGUACGGGAACUACGUGUACUUCUUCUUCAGUGAGAUCGCCGUGGAGUACACCUCUCUGGGCAAAGUGGUGUUCUCCAGGGUGGCCCGUGUGUGCAAGAACGAUAACGGAGGGUCCCCGCGGGUGCUGGAGAGGUACUGGACGUCCUUCCUCAAAGCCCGGCUAAACUGCUCCGUGCCCGGGGACUCGUUCUUCUACUUCGACGUGCUGCAGUCCCUCACCAACGUCCUGCAGAUCAACUACCGGCCGGCGGUGCUCGGAGUGUUCACCACGCAGGCCAACAGCAUCACAGGCUCAGCGGUGUGUGCCUUCUACAUGGACGACAUCGAGAAGGCCUUCAGCGGGAAAUUCAAGGAGCAGAGGAACAGCGAGUCUGCCUGGACCCCUGUGCCCGAGGAGCAGGUCCCCAAACCCAGACCCGGGUGCUGUGCCGGGGAGGGCUCUGCUGCCUCUUACAAGUCGUCCACCACGUUCCCCGAUGACACCCUCACCUUCAUCAAGUCCUACCCUCUGAUGGAUGAGUCUGUGCCCUCCGUCAACGACCGGCCCUACUUCACCCGCACCACCAGCAGGUUUAAGUUGACUCAGAUUGCCGUGGACACCGCCGCUGGCCCGUAUAAGAACUACACCGUCAUGUUCCUGGGCUCAGACAAUGGUCACGUGCUGAAGAUCCUGGCCAGUACUCAGGGCUCCAACACCACCUUCAACACACAGCUCCUGGAGGACAUGGACAUCUACAACCCAGACAAGUGUACCAUUCGCGGGGACGAGCGGCGCGUACCCGGAGAGGAGCGGCGUGUGCUGGGACUGGAGCUGGACCGGGACCACCACGCUCUGUUUGUGGCCUUCUCCGGCUGUGUGAUCCGAGUGCCCCUCAGCCGCUGUGCCGACUACAGCACCUGCAAGAAGAGCUGUCUGGCCUCUCGCGAUCCUUACUGCGUCUGGCUGAAGUCUGGAACCUGCGCCACUGUGUCGCCCGGAUUCAAGGGCACCUUUGAACAAGACGUGCAAAAUGGUUACCACCAGCACCCUGAUACUUGUCAUGAUGUCCUGGCAACCACUCGCAGGCAGAACACAGCAGCAGAUUCGGCAUAUGGGAAGACCACACCCACAAGCGCCAGCACAACCAAUCAGGGGCCGGCAUUCCCCAAGGAGGCAGGUGACCCACACAGAGGUACAGGUCCCGAAGGCCCUCCCCGAGUGAGGGAGCAGGGGUCACCUGACUCGGAGCCAAUCAGUGUGGAGAUCGAGGGAGUGCGGCGCCCCCCUGAGGUAGAGAAAACCAACCACAGUGUCCACUACACGCUGCUUAUUGCCUGUGUGCUGGUGGCCUUUGUUUUGGGAGCGUUCCUCUCUGGGUUCCUGGUGUCCUGUUACUGUAACCACACCGGGCACAAGACCAAGAAGCUGGCCAAAGACCCAGAAGCCCCCAUCCCACACGCUCUGUCACUGCGCAGCCUAGCCAAGCUCAAUGGGCUUCUUGACAGCCAGAACAAAGAAGACAAGAUGGAGGUGUCCUCUCCAAAGAUCUACAACUCUCUGUUUGGCAACAGCAAAGAGCACCACCUGCCUCGCAGGAAUGGCCACCAUGCGGUUACCAUGGGAGACCUUAUGCACUCACACCAUCACCAUCUGCACCACUCGUCUGAGCUGUCCGGUCUGCCCACGCCAGACUCCACUCCUGAGCUGCCCAUCAAGAGCAUGAAGGCCUUCAAGAAUCAGUGGGAGAAGAACCAGAACUGCAACAACGCCAAAGACAAGUGCGGCCUGUCCAGACCGAGCUCUGCCAUGCUGCCCCAGCAGGUUUAUUCCUACUCCCAUGGUCUGUCCAACGGUCUGCACCCAGAGGAGCGCAAGAUCCACAAUGUGGAGAGGGUGCUGUCCCAGCCCUUCUCCGGCUACCCACAGAAGGUUAUGGAGGUCACCUCUCUGGAUGAGCUGCUCAAGCACAUCCACGAGGGGGGCAGCAGCAGUAAGCCCACCCAACUCAUGAGCCCCUCCAGCCUGAUGGCCAGUGGAGGAGCAGGCCAGCUGGCCUUCUCCAACCGCAUCCAGCCCCAGAUCCCUGAGACCGAGUCGGCUCCAUACUACAGUUCCUCCACAUUGCCUCGGGACAGCCUGACCAGGCGCAUGGAUGUACCCCCAGACAUCCCCCCACACCACCAGUCAACUCUGGAGCGCAGGCACUCCUCCCAGAGGCACUCACUGCUCACUGCAGCCAACAAGAUGGUCGCCAACGGAGGGGGAGUGAUUCCACGGCAGCCCAGUUUUAGCCAAAGGAACGGGGGUCCUCACCAGCCCCCACCCCAUUUGGCUCGAAUGAACUCCACAGGCAGUGGCUGUGAGGUCCACUACCCCCUCAUCCCCAAUGGCUACCUGUCCCGCCAGCACAGCUACACCGGAGAGCAGGACCUGCCCCACAGAGGGGCCGUAGUGCGUCGGGCCUCCUCCCUCAAACCAGACACUCCCCCUAAGCCCCUGUUCAUCCCAGCCUCCUCCCCGGUCAACCAACCGGGCAAGUUCAACUACUGAGGACUAGACCAGGACUGGGACUCACUGUUUGUAGAGGAACAGACCUGACUCACGAUCAGACCUGAGGCCCCCUGGUGGUCAUGUGACUGCAGUGUCACACUGGACAAGCCUCAGCUGAACGUGGUUCCUCUUGUCUGUCCAGCGAAUAUCUCUGUACCAUAUUGGUAUUGCUGGGCUCCCUGCUUUCCUACAGACCGCUGAUUGGGAUGGCGUGAUGCCACCUUAUUUUAAACUGCCAACGUCGUGUAUGGAUUUACUAAACCACUUUGUUUGGACGAGUACAGAAGGACUUUGUGUUAAAGACUUCAAACCCAGGAUCCUGCUCCGCUUGGAUACAUGCUUUUGCUUAACCUUUUCUGAUGUAGUGUUGGAGCAGCCCCGCCCACCUCUGAUGUGUUCUAUUAUGCAUGUGUGUGUAUAUAUGUGUGUGUUUAUAGCCACACCGUAUAUGUAUACAUAUACAUAUGCAGUCUGUGCAAGUCGUGGUCCAGUCAGAGUCCCCUGAGUAGUUAGGCCUGAUUAAUAAUCUCUCAUCUUUGGGCAAAUUAAACUCUCCCCCAGAUCAAACAGAAGCUAGGACCUCCAGUCCACGCUCUGCAUUUGCCAAACUCUCUCUGACUUAAGUCUGGUGUGGAGCUGAGGAGCAGGUCAGAUCCUCUCUCCUCUUCCCCUCUCUUCCUCCUCUUUGCUCCCUCUAUAAUCUUCCCCCUCUCUUUUGUCUUUUCUCUCAUCACCCUUUUCUCUCUACCAUCUGCUCUCCUCUCUCUCCCUUCUCUCCUCCCCUCUCUCCUCCCCUCUCUCCACCUCUCUCGGAAGGCGGCGCGCUCACAGAAUGGACUACCGGUCUACUUAUUCACUUUGUGUGCUAUUGGUUGUAAAUAAAGGAAUAACUACUAGCCAAAUCUUUACCUGUAUGUGUUAAUGUGUGCCUUAUUUAAGACCGAAGGAAGGGAGGGGCGAUGCAAGGGGCUCCAGUGUGUUACCCACUGUCUUUUGGUUCAUUUGAUUUAAAUUUUUUGUACGCUUGUCAAUGUGUCAUGGAGUGAAGCGUUCAUUCCACCCAUGUAUUAGCCAUAUGCGACUGUGAGUUUUUUGUUACAUAUUAAUACGAGAUGACAGUAUUUUACUACACAUGUGUUUAUGAGAUCUGGAAUGUUCUACCCACAUCCCUCAAGUGUGAAGAUGCUGGACUCAAUGGCAGAUCUAUACAAAUACACCUUUUAUCUUAUACUGACUCGCAGUUUCUGGUUGUUAUUAUAUCUUCCUGUUUUUCAAUCGGGAUGACAUCUCCAACAGUUUGUGGCCAGCUGGCAGUGGAAAGUGUGGACUAAGUUAUGAGGAACUGGUUAAUAUACCGUUUUUAGAUUUAGUUUUGGAUCACUCUCACCAAACUACAUCCAUGAUGUGAACCAACCCCAAGGCCCGGUCCCUCUGCUUUAACCUGUACAUCGGCCAUUUUAAUAUUCUCAUUCAAUGAAAUGACAUAAAAGCAGCGAAAGAAUGCUGAUGCCAAUUUCAGAAAAUAUGCAGAUAUUUACAGUAUAUGAUGAUUUAUCAAAUUUAAAAGGAUUUUGCUCUUAAAGGGCACAUAUGCUUACACUUUUAAGCAUAAACAGAUCUGGCCAUUUUGUGGCCUGUUUUAAUCUGGGGCCCCGCAAGUUUUAGAUCAUUAUUAUGGCAUAGCAAUGCAUUACAGCAGCCUAUAUGUUACAGAAAUAUCCACAUGUCUGGAUUCGAAUAUGGUCCUUGGGGGAGAAAAAAAUAAUUACCCACCCCUGGUGGUCUGGAGGGUCUGAUCCAAAGGACAGUGGGAUAGUCAUUGUCCAAAGUAGCACAUCAUUGGCUGAGCAAUAGAAAAAGGACUGUCUUGAGUUUUUUUUUUCCUGAAGAAUGGGUCAAAAAUGAAAGUCCUGCUCACCUCACACUUGGUCCACCUCUUCACUGCCAGCGUCUCACCAGCUCACAGCUCCUCUUUAGAGUCAUUAGAAUGCAUGGGAGUAACACGGUUUAUGCACAGCCUCAAUGAACAUGGAUUAUGAUGAUGGCAAAUCAACUAAAGACACUUUGAACCUUAAAGUGCGUAUGACACGUUCGACUCCUCAUUUGACUAAAACACAGUUAAGAUAAUUCUACUUGUAUUUCCGAAUUUGAAAAUGGUGACAUUACACUAGGGAAUUUCAUAACUGCAACCUAUAGCAACGGUGUAGUAAACUGAGCCAUAACCUCUCUAAUGUACACAGAAAUUAUUAUUUUAAUUAUUUUGGUGAAUAUAUUUUUAAGGGAUAGAAUUCUGAGUCUCCCUAGGUGAUGUCAUCAAUAUUUUUUUGAACUCUGCUCUCUACUUCCUGUAAUUUUCAACUUUUUUUUCAACUUUUCAUCACAAACUUCUUCACAAACAUUUAUUUUUACAACAUGUACUCUCCCACCAAAUUAAGUCACAACUAUAAGACCCAAAAAGCAUGUCAUACGCACUUUAAGAUUUAAGAUUUAGGUUAGUUUAGUUAAUACAAGUUGAAACUAUAAUGGCUGACGGCUUCUAUGUAUCCAGUCUAGAAACAAUAUAAUGGAUGUGAAUGUGAAACAAAAUGAAAAAUGACAGAUUUCAAAAUGUACAUCCAAAAUUUAGUUGUAAAAAUAUUUUCAGGUCAGAUUUAAGUCCACUCUGACAAGUUGAGCUCAUUACUUCUGUAUAUCCCCCUCCUCAUAUUUAUGUUUGUCUGUAUAUUGAUUCAAAUUUCCCCAAAGUACGGCACCGCUAAAUGAAAAGAUAUGCGGCCACGAAGGGUCGUUUAGUUCUUAAUGAUAGAUUUGGAGAUUAAAAAGCAGCGGAGCAUUAAAUAGGCUUUGAAAAUGGUCGAAUAUUGUAGUCAUUACGUCUGUGAAGAGGAAUUGUGGCAGCUAACAGUUAUUUUGUUUAAAGAACACAUAUUAUGCAAAUUUGACUUUUUGGACCCUUUAGCCAUGUUAUACUGUUCCCUUAUCGAAAACAUCCCUGGAGUUGUAUUUUGCUUCACUCACACUUUUCAUUUAUCUAAAGUUGUCUUCUCUGAGCACUUAAAAAAAAUAUGUUUGCGUUUUGCCAGUUUUGUUGCAUCAUAGGUCAAAGUCUGGAUUUCUCUUACACAUUUAUUUUAAGUUGGGUUAAAAACCCAUACCCACGAACACAUUUCAAAUAGAGCUGAUAAACCGGUCUGGAAAAACACUUCAAACUCCACUCCUUCAGCCACAUGUUUGUAAUUAGAAACACCUGGCAGAAAUUGGGGUAGUCAUGGGUGCUGUCACCAACUACAGGUAGUUGUGGUGGCCACUGGAGCAGCACACACUAUUAAUUGCCAGAACUGGCCUAAAACAGAUUGUUGUUAAAACACCAGUUUUUCAGUUCCAUUUUAAGUUAGAAAAUGUGAAAUACUUAUCCCAAGUUGACCAAAAGCAUGUUUUAAAAGGGAAUUAAAGCUACAAGAAUGCAUCAUAUGUGUUCUUUACUUUUGUUUUUAUUUUAUUUUCUUGUUUCUGAGGAGAGGGGACUGGUCUCACUUUCAGUUGGUGUAAAUACAUUACCCGGUGGAUCCCAUUGGGUCAGUGUUCUGUUGAUUUCCAGGAUAAAGCUUUUCUUGGAUUCUUCAAAAUUUGGUCUCAUAGAAAACCAUUGUAUGUCUCUUAUACUAGGAAUAAAAAGAAACUAUGAUGCAA